AUGCAGGCUGAAGAGAGAGAUUUGGACGAGGUGAAGUACGAGGAGGAGAGGGCGAGACUGGACUCGCUAGCUCGGGAGCAGAUGAAGAAGCAGAUGGAGGAGAGUAUGUCAGAAUUUUCUCAGCUCAGAAAUCCUUGGAAGUGGGAGAUCAGGCAGAGGGUCUGGGGGCUCAUGGAGGAGCAGGACAUAGCGCGCGAGCCUCGACCAGUCUUUCACAGGAUCCCAAACUUCGAAGGAGCCGACAGAGCAGCCAUGCAGCUCUGCAGCCUCAGCGAGUUCAAGGAAGCGAAGGUGGUCAAGGUCAACCCCGAUACUCCGCAGAAGGAAGUGAGAUAUCGGACGCUCAUGGCGUCCAAGACCCUGAUGACCCCCCAGCCUCGCCUCCGCACAGGCUUCUUCUCCAUCCUCUCCCUGGAUACGAUCCCCCGCGAUCAGGUGCGCCAGUGCUGCACGUCCGUCGGGGUGGCCAAGUACGGAAAGCCCCUCACGACCGAGGACGAGAUCAAGGUCGACCUCAUCGUCGUCGGAUCGACUGCAGUGUGUCCUCGGACUGGCGCGAGAAUCGGGAAGGGCGAAGGGUUUGCCGAGCUUGAGUAUGGAAUGUUGCGCAUGAUGGGAGCGAUCGACGACAACACCUUGGUUGUGACUAGUGUGCACGACGCGCAAGUGGUCGAUGACAUCCCGUCCGAGGAGCUCCUGAAGCACGACGUUCCUGUGGACAUUAUCUGCACCCCCACUCGCAUCAUCCGUAUAGAGAAUCGUCGUAAGAAACCAGAGGGGAUCUACUGGGACUUGCUCAGCCCCGAGAAGUUGGCACAGAUCAAAGUUCUGCAGCAACUGAAGGCGAAGAUCGAGGAGGAGACGGGAACUAAGCUGCCAACCGGACCGUCGGAGAAGCUGCCUCCCCUCGCUGCUAGGAGUGACGCCAUCAGACGAGGGUAUUGA
This is a messenger RNA of Guillardia theta CCMP2712, 945 nucleotides long. RefSeq lists its product as hypothetical. The coding region runs from base 1 to 945 and encodes 314 amino acids. Gene Ontology annotation, cellular component: cytoplasm. NCBI's taxonomy places the organism in Eukaryota, Cryptophyceae, Pyrenomonadales, Geminigeraceae. The transcript is spliced from 5 exons. The record is from RefSeq and is a predicted model, not a curated record.